Molecule: messenger RNA, 1371 nt
Organism: Didymodactylos carnosus
Lineage: Eukaryota; Metazoa; Rotifera; Eurotatoria; Philodinida; Philodinidae
Source: the annotation of a GenBank genome assembly
AUGUUAUAUUUCAAUAAAUUUGGUUUAUACAUAGUCAUUUUUCAAUAUUUUUAUUUAUUCAUAAUAUGUGUUGAUUAUGAUACCUAUUUUCAUAUUUAUACAAAAGCAAAUCUGAAUACCGCUUUAACAUUAGAAUGGUCCGACACAACAUGGAAUAAUUAUAAACAAUUGCGUACUUGUAAAAUAAAAUUAAUAGCCCAUGGGUAUGCUGAACGAUGGAAUAUGGACUUUCGAUGGGAUUGGGUUAAAGGAAUUAAAGAUGAAGUAUUAAAAUAUGAAAAAGAAGAUUACUGUGUAGUAGCCAUUGAUUGGGAAAGAGGAGCACGAGAAAUAAAUUAUAUUACGGCAAUCGGUAAUGCUGAUACAGCUGGUAGACACUUAGCAACGUUCAUCAACGAUAACAAGAUUGAUAUUGAAAAAAUACAUUGUAUCGGUUUUAGUUUGGGAGCUCAUACGUGCGCAUUUGCAAGCAAUCAUUACACAUUAAUAACUGGAAAAAAGUUUGCCAGAAUAACAGGUCUAGAUCCAGCUGGACCUUUAUUAAGACAAGUAUCUGUCGAUAAACGUUUAAGUUUGGAUGAUGCCGACUUUGUUGAUUGUAUCCAUACAUCAGAAACAUUUGGACUACAAGAAAAGAGUGGACAUAUGGAUUUUCUUCCGGAUGGUGGUGAUUCGAAUGCUGAAGCAUGUAAAAAAUUACCAAAAAUUGGAAAUGAUGAUAAUGAUGAACAACUAUUUGAACUAGUUAAAAAUGGUGAUAAAACAGAAUUACGACCAGUUAGUAAACGUACAAUUCUCAAACAUGAUAUACGAUCAUUGAACAAACGUUUUUUAUUUAAAUCAAAAACGACAACUCUUGAAACACCCAUAGUAAUUGAUAUUGAUUUGAAAGAUUUAGAAAGAGAAAAUUUACCAGAAAAAAAUUUUAUAGAAAUAAUUAGAGAUAAAAUUGGUAUUAUUUCACCAAUAAAAGAUGUAUUUGUUAAAAUUCAUGGUUUUGUUGGAUGUAAUCAUUUACGUGCACCACGUUAUUUUAUAUCAUCGAUUAAUAGUUGUGAUUUUCGUGCAACAAUGUGUGAUUCAUGGUCAAACUAUAUUAACAAACGUUGUAAUGAUACAUUUCAACAAAAAUAUUUAAAUGAUAAUACUUAUCCACGAAUGGGUUUUCAUGCUGAUAAAAGUAAUAUAUACUAUCGUAAACAAAAUGCAAAAUAUUAUUUAAGAACUAUUGAAAAUCCACCAUACUGUGAUAAUAGUUCAUUACAAACAAAAAAGACAAGAACAGUGGAUAAAAGAAUAAACUUUGGAAAAAAAAUUAAAAAAAAAUUAUCAAAACUUCUAGAAAAAAAAAAAUAUCCAAAACUAUUCUAA